GGCGGGGCCGGGCAGAGCCGCACCCGAUGGCCGGGGCGCGGCGGGCGGCAGGCGGCAGGCGGGGGGGGCGAUGGCUCGGAGCCGGGCGGCGCACUCGGAGUACACGGAGGCGGAGGACAAGAGCAUGCGGCUGGGCUUCCUGCUCAUCGCCGCCGGGCUGCUCUCGCUGCUGGGGCUGGGCUGCUGCUGGCUGCGCCCGGCGCUGCAGGAGCGGGGCGGCGGCGGCGCCGCCAACUGCACGGUGCUGGCGGUGCGGCAGCUGGGCGAGCGCUUCGCCUGCACCUUCUCCUGCGGGGCCGCCUGCCGCGGCACGGCCCGCUACCCCUGCCUGCAGGUGCUGGUGCGCACCUCCCGCUCCGCCGCCCCCGCGCUGCUCCACGAGGACGAGCGGCAGCUCCGCUCCAACCCCAAGUGUUCGUACAUCCCUCCCUGCGCCAGAGACGAUCAGGAGAACUCUGAGAAUGUCACGUACAAGCAGAAAUACUGGAAGGAGAAAGUGGGCUCGCAACCCUUCACAUGCUAUUUUAACCAGCACUUGAGGCCAGACGACGUGAUGCUGAAGCGCACCCACGACGAGACCGUCCUCCUGCACUGCUUCCUCUGGCCGCUGGUCACCUUCCUGGUGGGCGUCCUCAUCGUGGUGCUGACCGCCUGCGCCAGGAGCCUGGCCGCGAGGGCAGAGGCCAUCAAGAAGAAGAAGCACUCAUAAUCCGAAGGGCUGUGAGGGGGAACGGAGAAGCUGGGCCGGGAAUCUCACACGGGGAGGCUCAACACACCGCGCGUCCCCGGCGUCCCAUCUGAUGGCGGAGCUGCUCUUGCCUGAGGAUUAAUCCUGGGAGACUGCCCUAUGAAAUGUCGGCUAAUUGCUUCUUCUGCUACGGCAGUAAAUAAUUAUAUGCUACCAAAAAAAACCUACACUGCACCAAAUAUGCUGUGCUCUGUUAGUCCUCACCAGCAGCUGCCCGGGUCCUAGCGGUACUGAGAGACAGUUUCUGAAAACCCCUGAUGUGGCUCAUUUCAUCUCUGCAAAGUGAUCUUUGCUACUGUUUAAUAUCAUAUAUUUAAAAUAUUUCCUUUAUGAUAGACUGUAUUUCCAAAAUAAUAAAGGUUGGUUGUUGUUUUUUUUUUUUU
Messenger RNA from Cygnus olor (mute swan), 1131 nucleotides. It is a transcript of the gene KCNMB4, whose product is annotated as potassium calcium-activated channel subfamily M regulatory beta subunit 4. Gene Ontology annotation, molecular function: potassium channel regulator activity; calcium-activated potassium channel activity. Gene Ontology annotation, cellular component: voltage-gated potassium channel complex; membrane. The record is from RefSeq and is a predicted model, not a curated record. Lineage: Eukaryota; Metazoa; Chordata; Aves; Anseriformes; Anatidae. The transcript is spliced from 3 exons. Gene Ontology annotation, biological process: detection of calcium ion; potassium ion transport. Bases 71 to 709 code for a protein of 212 amino acids.